CGUGGGGCUGGUUUAAAUUGUCAUUUCAAAAUGUUUUAAUUCCUGGUCCGAUGUGUAGAAAGUGUUCUUUCUUUUGCCUUGAGUUAUUUCUUCAGCCAGAUGGUAAACACAAAGCUGAUUGUUAGUUGAUGUGUUUCAACUCCCUGUUGGCCCAUGCACAGGGAGGACAGCAUAUGGGACUUGUGGGAGGAGAUUCCGGAGAAAUAAGGAUUGACAUCGUGCCCGGUUUUACUCUCUUUGUAAUUUGAAUUUGGUGUAAUUUAACUUUUUCUCCACUGUGGAACCAAAUCCCAAUCUGGACCAGGGAAGCGUUUGGAUUUACCAAGAAGGACGAUGGGGUAUUCUGGAUGAAGUUCGAUGACUUCUGUAAAAAGUUUGCAACUGUCACCGUUUUGACUCUGGGGCCUGAUUUUGAUGGUGAUGGAGGCGCAGAUGCUGGCACCUUGCAGAAGGUGAAGGGUCAGUGGGUAACUGGAAGUAAUGCAGGUGGAUGCAGAAAUAAUAUGAUUAAGUAUAGCUGCAACCCCCAGUAUCCUAUCACUAUCAUUGUUCCAGAAGCAGAUGAUCUUUCAAGCAGCGAUGAAGACCAUGCAGAUGAGGCAUGCUCUGUUCUGAUAUCUUUAAUUCAGAAUUAUCGAAGGAUGGACAGGAAGCUUGGCAUCUCAAUGAAUCCUAUUGGGAUCCAAAUCUACAAGUCUUAUGAUCCACAGAUGGUUCUAACUGCAGAGCAUUUUACACGUCAUAAAAGGGUUUUGGAUUCAGGAGCCUAUGUGGCCCAGAGAAGUGUAAACCUCCGUAGCAAACUUACCCAAGGACACUAUGUAAUCAUUCCAAGUACCUUUGCACCAGACACUGAUGGAGCAUUUAUGCUACGCAUAUUCACUGACACUCCAAUUCAGUUUCAUCAGGGAUUCAAUCUUGUAACAGAAGGAAUAGAUUGAGCUUCAAUAGCAUCUGUGAAGCUUUUCCAGCACAGCACUAACAGGAAGAGGAAGGGAAGAUUCUGCUGAUGGGUGAUACAGCCAACAACAGGGGUUCAGUCUGAUGUGUGUAUAUGGUACAAGUACAUAGAGGGAUUGAACAAUUUUAUGCAUGUGUCAAGUACAGUUGUAUACAGGAGGUGCAAGCAACAGGAUGAGAUAAGUCAUUAACAGGAGCUUUAAAUUUUGCAUUUAGUUUUCAACAAUCUCAUUGAGCCUUUCUUCCCAAGAACUCAAUGUGGUUGUUACAUAUAAGCUGCAUAUAAGCUGCCUAUAUAUCAACACUGUCCUUAAUUACACACUCAUUUAUUUUCCUAUUUAGUGCUUUGGUGAGGACCUGUGUUUUAUUAAGAAAAAUAACAAACAUUAUUUUUACAUUAUGAUCCUGAUCAGAAUCUAAGACUAGCUAUUUUAAUCUGUGGAGAGGUCACAUUAUUACAUUUAUAAUCUUGGUCUGGAAAAUUCCCAAUAUUGCCUAUGAUAUCACUUGCCACAGCAAGUAGCAAUUUUUGAGUUUAA
Carcharodon carcharias (great white shark) is the source of this 1499-nucleotide messenger RNA. RefSeq names its product calpain clp-1-like. The transcript is spliced from 6 exons. Gene Ontology annotation, molecular function: calcium-dependent cysteine-type endopeptidase activity. Gene Ontology annotation, biological process: proteolysis. The coding region runs from base 348 to 941 and encodes 197 amino acids. Gene Ontology annotation, cellular component: cytoplasm. NCBI's taxonomy places the organism in Eukaryota, Metazoa, Chordata, Chondrichthyes, Lamniformes, Lamnidae. The record is from RefSeq and is a predicted model, not a curated record.